Molecule: messenger RNA, 2442 nt
Organism: Kwoniella shivajii
Lineage: Eukaryota; Fungi; Basidiomycota; Tremellomycetes; Tremellales; Cryptococcaceae
Exons: 3
Coding region: 1-2442 (813 amino acids)
Biological process (GO): peptide metabolic process
Cellular component (GO): mitochondrion
Molecular function (GO): metalloendopeptidase activity
Source: RefSeq, a predicted model, not a curated record
AUGUCUCUUCGCAUCAGAAUUCUGCGUUCACUGUCUAUCCCUCGCCGAACGACAACUUCGAAUCGACCAUCCGGAUACGUAGGUCUUCACACGUCUUCGAAAUGUCCGAAACGACAUCAAUCGCAAGCUGCAUUAGCAACUUCAACUUUAACUUCAUUUGAACCAGCUUAUAUCCCACCUCCACCACUACUGAACACACCUUCAACAAGUGAUGAUGCCGCUCUCAAGGCUCAUUUCGACUUACCCUAUUCCACAACUACUACAUCCACAUCUUCUGGAUUAUUCCAAUUUCCUCCUCUAACACAUCCAAGAUCACUACGACCGUUAACGGAACGGACAAUCAUACAAGCGAGUGCGAUUGUAGAACGAAUUUGUAAUGCUCCUCUUGAUCCAACAGGAAAAGAAUUACGUGGAGUGGUGAAGAACCUAGAUAGACUAAGUGAUGUUUUAUGUGGUGUGAUAGAUAUGUGUGAAUUAGUUAGAAAUGUUCAUCCGGAAAAACAAUGGGUAGACGAAAGUGAUAGAGCGUAUGAGGUCUUGUGUAGUUUCAUGAAUGAGCUGAAUACCAGCAGAGGACUAUAUGAGUCUCUUGUGCAAGCUGUGUCGCAUCCUCAUCCUCAACCGUUCUCGUCGGCUGAAAUGAAAGUUGCGCAAACGUUUCUAGCGGACUUUGAGCGAUCUGGUAUUCAGCUGCCUCCUGCAGUCAGACAGAAGUUUGUCUCACUUUCCGAUUCAUUACUAUCUCUAGGUAGGACAUUCCUCUCAUUCGCCUCAAGUGGACCCACAUCAAAACAGGCUAUAGAGCUACCUGAUCCAGAAAAGUUGUUAGCUGGAAUGGGAUCCCAACUCGUUGAUUCGCUACCACGGAAAAAACGGGGCGGACCCGCAUAUGUUAUACCUGGAAGUUGGGAAGCACAGAUGAUCUCAAGAUAUGCUCGUGAAGGAGAAGCAAGAAGAUUAGUCUAUAUAGGAGGAAUGAGAAAGGAUCAAAACAAAGUAUCAGUAUUAGAAUCAAUGUUGAAGGAAAGAGCAGAAUUAGCAAAUGUUUUAGGAAAGGAAACUUGGGCAGAUGUAGCUUUAACUGAUAAAAUGGCUAAAAAUCCUAAAAAUGUUAUUGAGUUUUUGAACUCUUUAGCAAAACAUCAUAGACCAAUAGCGACUUCCGAUGUGGCUUCUUUGCAGAGAUUAAAAGCGACAACAUUAACUGGAAAUCAUUAUAAUCCAGACAAACAACUGUCAACGGCUCAUCUACCUCCGAUAAACGCAUGGGAUAGAGAUUAUUAUGCCGAGAGGUAUUUAUCGACCUUGGCCCCCACUUCCUCCUUACCAUCCAUAACACCGUAUUUCUCAACCGGUACUUCCUUGCUAGGAUUAUCCAAGAUUUUCUCAAAGCUAUAUGGGAUUUCAUUCGUUCCUAAACCAGUAGCACAAGGAGAGGUCUGGCAUCCUUCAGUCAGACGACUGGACGUCGUUGAUGAAAAUGAAGGCACAAUAGGAGUGAUAUACUGUGACUUAUUUUCAAGAGCCGGUAAACCUCCUUCAGCAGCGCAUUACACGGUGCGUUGUUCAAGAAGGGUCGAUAAUGAUGAUUCACCUGGAGACGGAUUGACAGAAGGAUGGGAUCAAAACUUCGGUCAAGGAUUGGAAGUGGAAGGUGAAAGGCUCAAAGGAAAAGAUGGAAGAUAUCAAUUACCAAUUGUAGUUUUAACAUGUGAUUUUGGAAAUGUCGAAAGUGAUAAACCAGCUUUGUUAGGUUGGAAUGAUCUUGAGACCCUGUUCCAUGAGAUGGGGCAUGCUAUACAUUCUAUGAUUGGACGGACUGAAUUCCACAACGUGUCUGGAACACGCUGUGCUACAGAUUUCGUUGAAUUACCUUCUAUCCUAAUGGAGCAUUUUGUUUCUUCUCCUUCUGUUCUAUCGACAUUUGCGACUCAUUACGCUACCAAUGAACCUUUACCGAUCCCAUUAAUUGAAGCUCAUUUAUCAGUCAAUCAAUCUUUAUCAGCAUUAGAGACUCAUGGUCAGAUUUGUAUGGCUUUAUUGGAUCAAAAAUAUCAUUCCUUGCAGCACGGACAGGAAAUUGAUUCGACUCAAAUAUGGUAUGAUCUGCAGCGUCAAAUAGGCGUUGUACCUCCUGUUGAAGGAACAGCUUGGCAAACUCAAUUUGGACAUCUAUACGGCUAUGGAGCUACGUAUUAUUCGUAUCUAUUUGAUAGAGCUAUAGCGGGGAAAGUUUGGUCCACUCUCUUCAACACGAAUUCCGCACAGAGUCCACUAAGUAGAGAAGGAGGAGAGAAAUUGAAAGAGAACCUGUUGAAAUGGGGUGGUGGAAGAGAUCCCUGGGUUAUGGUCGGUGAUAUAGUUCAAGGUCAUCAAGGUGAGAUCGUCGCCAAAGGUGAUGAGAAAUCAAUGAAAGUCGUCGGAGGUUGGAUGAUAAAGUGA